Drosophila novamexicana is the source of this 2333-nucleotide messenger RNA. RefSeq lists its product as uncharacterized. The transcript has 4 exons. Bases 27 to 2270 code for a protein of 747 amino acids. The record is from RefSeq and is a predicted model, not a curated record. Gene Ontology annotation, biological process: lipid metabolic process. Lineage: Eukaryota; Metazoa; Arthropoda; Insecta; Diptera; Drosophilidae.
GUCCGUUAUUGUGUUUAGGGCUGUUGAUGCUCUGUUGCAUUGGAAUAGUGGUCCAUGCAUCAUCGCUGAAAUGCGCAUUAAGGAAGAAUUAUUUAAUUAGGCAGCAAUUGCAAAUUCAAAAGCUAGAAAUAAAGCAGCAGAUGAAAGAGAAGUUGCUAAACCAGUUUUGUAUGCUGGACUUGCUACCGAUUCCGGAUGCCCCAACGGUUGACCAAAAGCCACCAAUGGCAACGCAGAAACCGUCAACAAGUUCAGGUGGAGUUUCAUCAAAUCUAACAAUCAUCGUGGCUUAUCCACCAGGAAGUCCAUGUAACCCAAAACCAAAUGAUUCGAUAUCUGCUUCCGGUCAGACAAAUCCAUCAGAUCCCUCGGGUCCGACUUUAAGGCCAGGUGAGACAGAGUAUCCGACGAAUUCACCCGAGGGAACCGAGUAUCCAACAUAUCCACCUGGCGAGACCGAAUAUCCGACUUACCCGCCUGGCGAUUCUGCUCAGGGUUAUCCUGCAUAUCCAACAUAUCCGACCAUUCGGCCAGUUCCAACAAAAGCGACCGAGUAUCCAACAUAUCCACCUGGCGAGACCGAAUAUCCGACUUAUCCGCCUGGCGAUUCUGCUCAGGGUUAUCCUGCAUAUCCAACAUAUCCGACCAUUCGGCCAGUUCCAAUAAAAGCGACCGAGUAUCCGACAUAUCCACCCGGUGAGACCGAAUAUCCUACAUACCCGCCUGGCGAUUCUGCUCAGGGAUGGCCUGCAUAUCCAACAUAUCCGACCAUUCGGCCAGCUCCAACAAGCCUACCUGGUGAGACCGAGGAACCGACUUAUCCGACUGAAUCUUCUGUUAAGGAAUCUAAAACAUAUCCGCCCAACGCACAUCCAACAUAUCCGUCCGCGCAGACCCAAUGCCCGACAAAUCCUACUAUCCAACCUACUACGGAAUGGCCAAUUUAUCCGACUCCCGGCACGCCAAGCCCAACCAACCAUACAUUACCAAUCAAUCCGCCGAAUGGAGCAAUAAUUGUAAUCGUUGAUUGUCCUUAUUCAUACUCAACACGUAAACAAAAAGUAACUGAUCCCCUAUACCAAAUAAGUCAGCAGAGACUUGACCGUCAACCAAGUCAGCUAGUUAGUUUUAGAACUGCAAAGGAUGUUCAAGAUGAUUCUAAGCUGAGGACUGUGGAGUUAAUCAAAAAAUACGGUUACCCAGUGGAGACACAUUUCGUAAAGACGUCGGAUGGCUAUGUGCUUUGCCUACAUCGCAUACCACGGCCAGGGGCACCGGUGGUAUUGCUGGUGCACGGACUCAUGUCCAGCUCAGCAGCUUGGGUACAAAUGGGUCCGUCUAAUGGACUGGCCUAUCGACUAUACCGGCAGGGCUACGAUGUCUGGCUGUUAAACACGCGCGGCAAUAUCUAUUCGCAGAAACACACCAAUCCCGAUAUUAAGCCAGCUGAAUACUGGAGCUUCACCUUCCACCAAAUCGGCAUAUACGAUCUGCCAGCCUCGAUUGAUAAGAUCCAGGACAUUACGAAGCUUACUCAGAUUCAAUAUAUCGGACACUCGCAGGGCUCUACCGCCUUCUUUGUGAUGUGCAGCGAACUACCUCAUUACUGUGAGAAGGUGAUCCUCAUGCAGGCACUCUCGCCAACUGUCUAUAUGGAGCACACUCAGAGUCCAGUGCUUCGGUUCUUCGCUCUUUUUAAGAGCAAAUUAAGUGUUUUGCUCAACUUACUUGGUGGCUAUGAAAUCUCAAAGGAUAACGUUGUAAUCGCACAGUUCCGGAAUCAUAUCUGCAGGGGCGGUCUUCAAGAAAGUCCAAUUUGCGCCGUCUUUGAUUACGUUAUGUGUGGAUUUGGCUGGAACCAGUUCAAUUCCACUCUCACACCGCUUGUCGUUGGCCACGCAUCGCAGGGUGCAUCCAGCUACCAGGUUUAUCACUAUGCCCAGCUAAUCAGCAGCGUCAAAUUCCAGGCAUUCGAUCAUGGUGAAGUGAUUAAUCAACAACAAUAUCAGACACCCGAGCCGCCGGCGUACAACUUGACUCGGGUUAACUGCAAGGUGGCGAUUCAACAUGCUCCUGACGAUUGGCUUUCCUCCAAAAACGAUGUCCAAAGCCUCUCAACUAGCCUGCCUAACGUAAUCGAUGAAUGGAAUAUCAAACAAAAGGGUUUCAGUCACUACGAUUACAUGCUGUCGAAGCAGGUUAAUCAACUGAUUAACAAUCGUGUUAUCAACAACUGUGUCGCACAAACCUAUCCUGAACCUAUUUGUUAAUCUUAACAUACACUUAAAGAAUUUUGGAUAAACAUCUGAAAAGAACAAGUAUUUAAACUCGAA